UCCAAAAUGCGCUAGUUAGUGUUAGCUAGCCAUUAAUUACAUUCCCUCAUCAAAAUUCUUGUUAAACAUCUACUUAAUUGCAUGUACUAAUCAUGUCAAAGGCUAAGGUUCGUCCAGUAGUCUUGUUCAAUUGGUUUGAUCAUCCAAACAGUAAGAAGUAUGACAAUCUUAUGCAUCAUAGCGAGUCUUUGCAACUUACGGAUAGGUGGGAGGAUAAUUAUGGAAGUGGGAAUCGUCAAGAUCGUCAUUACUGGCAUGCUAGAAGAGAGUUUCUAAAGAGUUAUCAUCUUUCUUCUCAACAUAAAAACGAUUUAGAAUUUACGUUCAAGGAAAAACUUAGAAGAUCAGUAAAGGAGAUCAACGAAGUCGCUUUGGAAAUUGUAUCAAGUAUCCGAAAAGGAAUGUCAAAGAGAAGGAUUGGAUUAAGGGUCUAUAGGAUCAAAGUUGCUUUGCCAUCUUGGGAAAUCUUAAGCGUUGGAUGUUUCACUCCAUGGCUGUACAAAAUUGAGAGUAGCUUGGUUGAUUAAGUAAUUAGUUACAUAAUAAAUGUGAUGAUUUAAGGGAAUUAUAUGGAAUUAAUAAAUGUAAUUGCCAAACUGAUUAUUACGCUUGGCUUUUAUUUCUGAAUAAUUAAUUUGACUGAAUUUGGUUGAUAUUUAA
Messenger RNA from Mangifera indica (mango), 660 nucleotides. RefSeq lists its product as uncharacterized. The transcript has a single exon. The record is from RefSeq and is a predicted model, not a curated record. Bases 93 to 527 code for a protein of 144 amino acids. Lineage: Eukaryota; Viridiplantae; Streptophyta; Magnoliopsida; Sapindales; Anacardiaceae.